AUGCAUAUUUCUCUCAAAAGGCCAGGGAUCCUGGGUAGAAGAAAAUGUUCCUGGAAACCAUGGAUGGUUGCUCUGACUACCACAGCUGUUUUGUUGGCUUUGGCAAUAAUCAUUGGUCUUCUUGUUUACUUUUUAGUGUAUGAUCAGAAGACUUAUUACUACCAGGCCUCCUUCCGGAUUCCCAGCAUUAAAUAUAGCUCAGAUUUGUCCAUAGAACAGUCAAGACUUCGGACAACCCUGAAAGAAAAACUCAGCAAUGAGAUAGAUGUGAUAUUUCAAAGAUCCAGUUUAAAGCAUCAUUAUGUCAAAUCUCAAGUUGUCAACUUCAGGCCCAGUAAUGAUGGUUUGAAAGCAGACAUGCUGAUUAAAUUUCAGUUUCCCCUUAACAAUGUGGACACUUUGAAAAGACAAGCUGAUAGCAUUUUGCACAAGAAGUUGCAAUCUCCCGAGAUCUUCUUGAAGAGAGACAUUUCAUUACCAUAUCUUAGAGAAAUGAAUGCAGCACAAGCAGAGAAUAUUCUAAACAGUGACUGUGGCUUGGGGAGGGAGUACCCACAGACAGCCAGAAUCGCUGAUGGCAAAGCUGCAGACAAAGCUUCCUGGCCAUGGCAAAGCAGCCUGCAGGUGGAUGGCGUCCACCUCUGCGGUGCGUCUCUGAUUGGCUCCCAGUGGCUCCUGACCUCUGCUCACUGCUUUGAUACUUACAAAAACCCCAAACUGUGGACAGUCAGUUUUGGAACAACCCUAAGCCGUCCACUGACGACAAGAAAGAUGGCGUCCAUCAUCAUUCAUGAGAACUAUGCAGCCCACAAGCAUGACGAUGAUAUUGCUGUGGUCAAGCUCUCCAGCCCAGUCCUGUUUUCCGAAAACCUGCGCAGAGUCUGUCUCCCUGAUGCUACCUUUCAAGUCUUGCCAAAGAGUAAAGUGUUUGUCACAGGAUGGGGAGCACUGAAAGCAAACGGUCCCUUUCCCAAUUCUCUGCAAGAAGUUGAAAUAGAGAUCAUAAGUAAUGAUGUAUGUAACCAAGUUAAUGUAUAUGGUGGUGCUAUAUCAUCAGGAAUGAUAUGUGCUGGAUUCUUGACAGGAAAACUAGAUGCCUGUGAGGGUGAUUCUGGAGGGCCCCUGGUUAUUUCAAAUGAUAGAAAUAUCUGGUAUCUUCUUGGAAUUGUUAGUUGGGGAAUCGACUGUGGAAAAGAAAACAAGCCCGGAAUUUACACCAGAGUGACUCAUUAUCGGAACUGGAUUAAAUCUAAAACUAACAUCUAA
Molecule: messenger RNA, 1266 nt
Organism: Peromyscus californicus insignis
Lineage: Eukaryota; Metazoa; Chordata; Mammalia; Rodentia; Cricetidae
Product: transmembrane protease serine 11G
Exons: 9
Coding region: 1-1266 (421 amino acids)
Biological process (GO): proteolysis
Cellular component (GO): plasma membrane; extracellular region
Molecular function (GO): serine-type endopeptidase activity
Source: RefSeq, a predicted model, not a curated record